Molecule: messenger RNA, 2397 nt
Organism: Tetrahymena thermophila SB210
Lineage: Eukaryota; Ciliophora; Oligohymenophorea; Hymenostomatida; Tetrahymenidae
Exons: 1
Source: RefSeq, a predicted model, not a curated record
UCAAACUAAAAUUUCUACCUAAUUAAUAAAAUGGAAGACAGUGAAAUUCUAGAAACUCAAAUAGUGGAUUUAACUCAACAGAAGAAAAAUCUUGAAAAAAAGCUUGCCGAAGAAACCCAAAAGCUAACUUAGAGUAAUGCUGAUAAAUAAAAUUUAAACAAUUAAGUUAGCACUUUAAAUUGUCAACUAUCACAAGAAAAAAACAAAGUAAGUAACCUUACUACCUAAUUAGAGACAGAUAAGAAAAAUCUUAAUUAAUAACUAACAACAGAGAAAGAUAAAAAUACAAAUUUAACUAAAUAGCUUGAUGACUUAAGGAAAGAAUUAACUGAUUAAACUAACAAUCUUAAAUCUGAAUUAGCUCAGCAAAAAGAGAAAACAAAGGUAUCUGAAGACUAAAACAAAACUCUCACCGAGUAAAUUACUAACGCAAAUAACCUACUCGCAUUAGAAAAAGAUAAUUAAGUUAAGUUGAAAAACGGGUUUGAGGAUGAAAAGAAAAGUCUAAACUAAACUGUGUAAAAAACUCAAAAAGAAUUAGAAGUUCUAAAAUCUGAAAAUAAAACCAUGAAAAAUUCAAUUGAAGAAUUAAAUAAAUAAUUAUCUGAGAUGAAAUAAAAUCUACAAGAAAAAAUUGAGGGUUUAGAUUUAGCUAAUAAAAAACUAUCAGAAUAAGAAUAAGAGAUCUUAAAUCUAAAACUGCAAAAAGAAAAAAUCAUCAAAUCUAUAAAAAAAAAAAAGUAGAUUUAUUUUAAUCUUGAAUAAAAAUUUAAUGAUGGAUAAAGCUAAAAUAAAAAACUUUAAUCCACAUUAGAUGAUUCUUUAAGAUAAUAAAAUUAAUUUAAACAAGAAAUCAUCCAAUUUUAAGAACGAAUUCAAGCACUCACUGAAGAAAACAAAAGAUUCUAGAAUCAACUUUAAGUAGUAUCUAAAGAACCGCAAAGUAUCUAACAAUUUUAAACUACUUCUUACGACUAGCAAUUAAACUUAACCGAUCUCUUUAAGAAAAAACCAUAAAUCAAAGAUUUUUUCAACUUUUAAUAUGAAGAAAGUGAGUAAAAUGUAACAGUAAGCUUAUUAUCAUACUCAAAAGGAUCAUCCUACAUCCUAAGCUAAAUCUUAGAAAAGAAUAUCACUAAAUAAAAAAAUAAUGACAAUAGCAUAUUCAUCCAUAAUCACAAAGUUAACGAAUUGCAAAGUUCGCUGUUUCUCAACACUAAAAAAAUGGGAUAACCAAUUACUUGCUAUAAAAAAAAUGAACACAAUAACUAAUCAUUAAAAAUGAAACAUUAGUAUUUUGAUUAAUAAGAAAUAUAAAAUCAACAAAUGAUCCAAAGUUUCUUAAUUGAUCUGGUGUCAAAUAUAAGUGACGUCUAAAUCCUUGUUGUAAAUGAAGUUACUGAGCAAGAAUAAAAUUUGAUAAUGAAACUUAAAUCAGAUUUUUUGCAAAACAAGUAUGCAAAAAAUGAUAAAUAACUUAUUAUCAUCCAUUUACUUACAUAGUAUGAUGAAGAACAAAUUGAGGAAUAUUCUCAAAAUAUUCAAGGUUUCUUUAAAUUAACUGAAAAAUAUCACUAAAACAAUAAGUACUUCAAAGAUCAAGAUUAUAAAAAUAUAUCUCAUUUUGUCAUAGGUAAUGAAUAUCUACAAGAAAAAGAAAAGUAUUUUACUUUUCCAAUCUAUAAAAUAAAGUAGAUGAUUUUCGAAGAAAUGUUCAUUGAUGGAUACUCUAUUUAUGAUAGAAUUUAAGAAUUCUUAAACAAAUAUUACUCCUUUUAUGUUCAAAUCGAUAACUAAGAUGAUAUCAAGCGUCAAUAUCUGGAAUAAUAACCUUUAUUAAAAAAUGACAGAAAUUAAAUAAUGAUGAGUUCAAAUUAGAAUGAUUAAGAUAACAUUUGUGAAAACAAUUAAAUUAAGGAACUGUUUAUAAGAAAAGAUAACAAUCUAAUUCUGAAUGAAGAAUUAUAUGAUUUUUUGGAAGUCAAAAAUUACAAUUAUAAACUUCAAUAGAAAACCAUAACUGAAGUAAAUUACAGACUAGAAGUCUCCAACGAUUAAUAAUAGCUCUUAGUAAUUAUCGAAAUUCCUGCUAAAGUCGAAUAAGCGAAAAUUGAAUUGUGUGUCAAUACUAAUAAGCUGCUAAUUUUUGCCUAAAAGUUAAUACCUAAUAGUAAUAAGUUUUAGAAAAUAAUAUAUUAACUACAAAAUCAUAUCUUCUAAUACUACGAAAUAUUUAAAGAACAACCUUUUUAAAAUAAAGAUGGUGCUUAUAUUGUCUGUCUAAAAAGAAUAGAAAAGUAUAGUUAAUAAAAACUUGCCCAAUUAUGCAAGAACUUUGAAUAUUAGUUUUAGCUAAACUAAUUUGAUUUUAACAGUUCUCAAUAGAUAAAAGAUUGA